GAAAAGGAAAUGGAAGAAUAGGGUUUUGGAGUUGGGUAGGGUGAAUUGCAAUUUCAAUUAAUUAGAAUUCAACGUUUGCAAAUUGCAUAUUGUUCUUCUCUUCCUCUCUUCCUCUGACUCCAUGUCGUCGAUAACGGGCAUCCAGGGGCAACCUCUUGAGGUUACGGUGGUUUCGUGCUCCAAGUUGAAGGACACAGAAUGGAUUUCAAGACAAGAUCCGUACGUUUGUGUUGAGUAUGGCAGCACAAAGUUCCGAACCAGAACCUGCACAGACGGCGGAAAAAACCCGGUAUUCCAAGAGAAGUUCAUCUUUCCCCUCAUUGAAGGCCUUCGGGAGCUCAAUGUCCUUGUUUGGAACAGCAAUACUCUCACCUUCGACGAUUUUAUAGGAAGCGGAAAGAUUCAAUUGCACAAGGUUCUCUCUCAAGGCUUCGAUGACUCUGCUUGGCCACUUCAGACCAAAACUGGCAGAUACGCUGGUGAAGUAAAAGUCAUAUUGCAUUACGCAAUUGCAAAUCAAAGGCAUAAAUUAGUGUCAGGCCAUGCUCCAUCAGCACCUCCGUAUGUGGCAACAGCAACUCCUCCCGUCCCUUCUUCAUAUUCUACUUCAUACCCGCCACCUCCUUCUGCUACUUCCUACCCACCACCACCAUCACCUCCCUCUGCAACUCCUUACCAUACAACUGGAUCUUAUUCUUACCCACCGCCGCCGCCACCUCCUACAGCUUACCCUCCCUAUUCCUCACAUUCAUCUCCCUAUCCACCAUCAUCAUACCCCCCACAGCCCUCCUCGUAUCCUCCUCCUCCUCCCCCAUCAUCAUAUCCCCCUGCUUCAGCUUAUCCAUAUCCACCACCUGCAGGCUAUCCUUCUGGAAUAUACCCUCCACCACCUUACUGACUGAGAUCUUCUACCUUCUCAACCAAGGAACCAACAUCAACAUGCCUUGUAUGCCAAAAGGGCCUUCAGACUCCCUUUCAAUGCUUGUUCAAACGCCCCGUGCUUUGACCUUUUGAGGUGUCUUGCUUGUAAAGUGUUUAUUUUAUACACAUUCAGAUCCAAUUAAAGGGCACCAUUUUUUUUUUCGCAAUUGGAUGUUCACGGACCAUUUUCCGGUUUUCUUUUGUCUCCGUAAGGAUGAAAUAUCUAUCAAUCGUUUAUCAGGUUGC
Glycine soja is the source of this 1167-nucleotide messenger RNA. Its product is annotated as elicitor-responsive protein 1-like. The coding region runs from base 122 to 898 and encodes 258 amino acids. NCBI's taxonomy places the organism in Eukaryota, Viridiplantae, Streptophyta, Magnoliopsida, Fabales, Fabaceae. The record is from RefSeq and is a predicted model, not a curated record. The transcript has 7 exons.